GUCUACAAACAUCAGCACAAGCAUUUCUCCUUCUGUUUGAGGAAGUGUGAUCGCCAGCACAGGAAAGUAUUUGUUGCUGAAGAAUAUGUGAUCAUAUUGAACGUACACUAAAUGGAAUCAAGCAAAGCUCAUAUCUUCGAACACUGCGCUAGUUACAUUUGGAAAUGUUUCAAGUUGUUGUGGUUUGCUGCUGCUGGUUGCGGUCUUUUGCAAAUUGAGGUAUCUUCCUGGACAUAUCAUGCCAGCCCGAUUGCUUUGCCGUGGCAUGAGUCGCAUAUGUGGUGCAAAACCAAAUUCACUGAUUUGGUGGCAAUCCAAAACCAAAAGGAAAUUGUUUAUUUAAACCGGACCUUUCCAAAACACAAUUACUGGAUAGGUAUAAGAAAAAUAAACAACUACUGGACCUGGGUGGGAACUAACAAAACACUCACAAAAGAGGAAGAGAAUUGGGCAUCUGGCGAACCAAAUAACAAAGGAAAGCAGCAGGACUGUGUGGAAAUAUACAUUAAGAGAGAUAAAGAGAGCGGGAAAUGGAAUGAUGAUCCUUGCCGCAAGCAAAAGAAGGGACUGUGCUAUCAAGCCAAUUGCAAUGCUUCAUCUUGCAGUGGACAUGGAGAAUGUGUGGAGACCAUUGGACAUCAUACCUGUAACUGUAUACCGGGUUUCUUCGGACCAGCGUGCGAGCAUGUGGUAACAUGUGAUACAGUACAAGAAGUACCUAAAGCAUCAGUGAGCUGCAGACACCCUUUUGGGCAAUUUGCCUAUAGUUCCUCAUGCCUUUUCCAGUGCAAUGCAGGAUUUCAGCUGAACGGUUCAAGCUCUAUCGAGUGCUCAAAGCAUGGAAACUGGACAGAUAUGAUCCCACAAUGUGAAGCUGUGGCAUGUGAAGCCUUGAAGAGACCUUCAGACGGAUCGAUGACCUGUUCUCAUCCUUUUGCUGAUUUUCGUUAUAACUCCAGCUGCUCUUUUGGUUGUGUUGAGGGAUUUGUAUUAGAAGGACCAGAAUCAGUGCGGUGUCAGGCUACAGGAGAGUGGUCAGAUCCAGCCCCAACAUGUGCAGCUGUGGCAUGUGAGCCAUUGAAGAGUCCCUCUAAUGGAUCGAUGACCUGUUCCAAUGUCUUUGCUGAUUUCCAUUUUAAAUCCAACUGCACCUUUGAUUGCAUCGAGGGAUUUGUAUUAAAUGGAUCAGAAUCAGUACUGUGUCAAGCUAUAGGAGAGUGGUCAGAUUCAGCCCCAACAUGUGCAGCUGUGGCAUGUGAAGCACUGAAGAGACCUUCUAACGGAUCCAUGACCUGUUCUCAUGUUUUUGCUGAUUUCCAUUAUAACUCCAACUGCUCCUUUGGUUGUGCUGAGGGGUUUGUAUUAGAAGGACCAGAAUCAGUGCGGUGUCAAGCUACAGGGGAGUGGUCAGAUCCAGCCCCAACAUGUGCAGCUGUGGCAUGCAAUGUACUGAAGAGACCUUCUAAUGGAUUGAUGACUUGUUCUCAUCCUUUUGCUGAUUUCCGUUAUAACUCCAGCUGCACUUUUGGUUGUGUCAGGGGGUUUGUUCUAAAAGGAUCAGAGUCUGUGGUGUGUCAGGCAACAGGAGAGUGGUCAUAUCCAGUCCCAACAUGUAAAGCUGUGGCAUGUGAAGCACUGAAGAGACCUUCUAACGGAUCAAUGACCUGUUCUCAUAUUUUUGCUGAUUUCCAUUAUAACUCUAGCUGUACCUUUGGUUGUGACAAGGGGUUUGUAUUAGAAGGACCAGAAUCAGUGCUGUGUCAGGCUACAGGAGAAUGGUCAGAUCCAACCCCAACAUGUGCAGCUGUGGCAUGUGAAGCACUGAAGAGACCUUCUAACGGAUCAAUGACCUGUUCCCAUGUUUUUGCUGAUUUCCAUUAUAACUCCAACUGCUCCUUUGGUUGUGCUGAGGGGUUUGUAUUAGAAGGACCAGAAACAGUGCGGUGUCAAGCUACAGGGGAGUGGUCAGAUCCAGCCCCAACAUGUGCAGCUGUGGCAUGCAAUGUACUGAAGAGACCUUCUAAUGGAUUGAUGACUUGUUCUCAUCCUUUUGCUGAUUUCCGUUAUAACUCCAGCUGCACUUUUGGUUGUGUCAGGGGGUUUGUUCUAAAAGGAUCAGAGUCUGUGGUGUGUCAGGCAACAGGAGAGUGGUCAUAUCUAGUCCCAACAUGUAAAGCUGUGGCAUGUGAAGAACUGAAGAGACCUUCUAACGGAUUGAUGACCUGUUCUCAUAUUUUUGCUGCUUUCCAUUAUAACUCUAGCUGUACCUUUGGUUGUGACAAGGGGUUUGUAUUAGAAGGACCAGAAUCAGUGCUGUGUCAGGCUACAGGAGAGUGGUCAGCUCCAACCCCAACAUGUGCAGCUGUGGCAUGUGAAGCAUUGAAGAGACCUACUGACGGAUCGAUGACCUGUUCUCAUGUUUUUGCUGAUUUCCAUUAUAACUCUAGCUGCAUCUUUGGUUGUGCCGAGGGGUUUGUAUUAGAAGGACCAGAAUCAGUGCUGUGUCAGGCUACAGGAAAGUGGUCAGAUCCAGCCCCACCAUGUGCAGCUGUGGCAUGUGAGUCACUGGAGAGACCUUCUAAUGGAUCAAUGACCUGUUCUCAUCCUUUUGCUGAUUUCUGUUAUAACUCCAGCUGCAUCUUUGGUUGUGCUGAGGGAUUUGUAUUAGAAGGCCCAGAAUCAGUGCUGUGCCAGGCUACAGGAGAGUGGUCAAAUCCAGCCCCAACAUGUGCAGCUGUGGCAUGUGAGUCACUGAAGAGACCUUCUAAUGGAUCCAUUACCUGUACUCAUGUUUUUGCUGAUUUCCGUUAUAACUCCAACUGCUCCUUUGGUUGUGCCGAUGGAUUUGUAUUAGAAGGACCAGAAUCAGUGUGGUGUCAGGCCUCGGGAAAGUGGUCAGAUACAGUCCCAACAUGUGCAGCUGUGGCAUGUGAAGUAGUGAAGAGACCUUCUAACGGAUUGAUGACCUGUUCUCAUGUUUUUGCUGAUUUCCAUUAUAACUCCAACUGCACCUUUAGUUGUGCCGAUGGAUUUGUAUUAGAAGGACCAGAAUCAUUGCUGUGUCAAGCUACAGGAGAGUGGUCAGAUCCAGCCCCAACAUGUGCAGCUGUGGCAUGUGAAGCACUGAAGAGACCUUCUAAUGGAUCCAUGACCUGUUCUCAUGUUUUUGCUGAUUUUCGUUAUAACUCCAGCUGCUCUUUUGGUUGUGCUGAGGGAUUUGUAUUAGAAGGAACAGAAUCUGUGGUGUGUCAGGCUACAGGAGAGUGGUCAGAUCCAGCCCCAACAUGUGCAGCUGUGACAUGUGAAGCAUUGAAGAGACCUUCUAAUGGAUCGAUGAUCUGUUCUCAUGCAUUUGGCGAUUUCCGUUACAACGCCAGCUGCUCCUUUAAUUGUGCCAAUGGGUUUGUACUAGAAGGAUCAGAAUCUGUGAUGUGUCAAGCUACAGGAGAGUGGUCAGAUCCAUCACCAACAUGUGCAACUGUCUUGUGUCUGGCUCCCGAGUUUCCCAGUUAUGAAUGGGUUAACUGUUCUCAUCCAAUCAAAAACUUUAGCUAUACAUCAGUUUGCAUUUUUGCCUGUAAACCUGGAUUUACAUUGAAUGGGUCUCACAAGAUCGAAUGCACAUCAUCGGGAGUAUGGAACUCUUCCCCUCCAAUUUGUCAAGUUCUAGGAAAUCAGUUGAAAUUUGGGAAGCAGCUCUUUAUUUACCUUGGCGGAUCAGUGGCAGCUGCUGUUUGCCUUAUUGGCUCCGGAAUUGCAAUCGCAAUUACGAUAAAUAGAAUGAAACAGAAAAAAAAAAACAGUUAUCUGAUGCCUCAAACGUAA
Molecule: messenger RNA, 3825 nt
Organism: Pelobates fuscus (common spadefoot toad)
Lineage: Eukaryota; Metazoa; Chordata; Amphibia; Anura; Pelobatidae
Product: P-selectin-like
Exons: 22
Coding region: 112-3825 (1237 amino acids)
Biological process (GO): cell adhesion
Cellular component (GO): membrane
Source: RefSeq, a predicted model, not a curated record